Haliotis rufescens (red abalone) is the source of this 1519-nucleotide messenger RNA. Its product is annotated as acetylcholine receptor subunit alpha-like 1. The record is from RefSeq and is a predicted model, not a curated record. NCBI's taxonomy places the organism in Eukaryota, Metazoa, Mollusca, Gastropoda, Lepetellida, Haliotidae. Gene Ontology annotation, molecular function: acetylcholine-gated monoatomic cation-selective channel activity; transmembrane signaling receptor activity. The transcript has 7 exons. Gene Ontology annotation, cellular component: postsynaptic membrane; neuron projection; synapse. The coding region runs from base 44 to 1429 and encodes 461 amino acids. Gene Ontology annotation, biological process: nervous system process; regulation of membrane potential; monoatomic ion transmembrane transport.
UCUGGCGUUCUGUGAGAGGGGACCUUUUGGAAGCUGCACUGAAAUGGCGCUUGUAGGAUUUGUCAUAUUCGUUGGAAUGUUAGUGACAGGUUCCUGUGUCAACCAGACGGCAUUGAUGGACAAACUGUUUUCCAAUUACAAAAGCGAAAUGCGGCCAAUAUGUGGACAGGAUGUUCCUAUAGAAGUUCAAAUUGGAAUCGCUAUCAGACAGGUCAUUGAUCUGAAUGAGCCUAAACAGGUACUGACUGUCAACGCCUGGAUUCGAUUGAAGUGGUUCGACUGUCAGAUAAAAUGGAAUGCCAGUGAGUAUGGGGGCAUCUCAAUACUUAACCUCCCAUUUGAGAAAGUUUGGACACCGGAUAUUACGCUAUAUGACAAUGCCGGAAAUAUCUUUGUUGGAUUCAAGGACUACCGCCUUGUCCUCAGCUCAGACGGUUCUGUCACCUACAACUUCCCCACCAUCAUACAAAGCCUCUGCAAAGUCGACGUCACCUACUUCCCCUUCGACACUCAAACGUGUGCUCUCAAGUUCGGCUCUUGGGCCUCCCACGGACUCCACAUCAACUCCACUAACAAAGACAGCGCCGGGGACAUUUCCAGCUAUAAAGUCAACAGCGAGUGGGACCUGGUGAGUGUUCCCGUGGAACGACAUGUAGUGUACUACGGUUGCUGCCCGGAACCUUAUCCUGACGUGACGUUCUACAUCAAUCUACGACGCAAGCCGUUCUACUACGUAGUGAACCUUCUGUUUCCUUGCAUACUGAUCUCCGCUGUGGGUCUUCUUGGCUUCCUGCUGCCUCCAGACGCCGGGGAGAAGGUGUCGCUGGAGAUCACCGUGUUGUUGUCGCUGUCAGUGUUCAUGCUGAUUGUGUCUGGUAUAUUACCACCAACUUCGGAAACAUUCCCUUAUGUAGGAAUCUAUUUCUGCCUAACUCUGGCGCUGGUGGCCGCCUCCUUGAUCCUUACUGUGCUUGUGCUGAACGUGCACUUCAAAGGUCAACAUGGUAUUGCUGUUCCUCGAUGGGUCAGGAAUCUGUUUCUUGGUACGCUUGCGCGCCUCCUUUGUGUCAAGACAGACAUGUCAGACUUCACUGUCAAGAAGGACGUCAAUGGUGACCCUCAACUGAACGGAAUUACGGGAGUUUUCAAUGAGUUAAACCAAGAUCAGUUUGAGCGAAAUGACUCACGCGUCGGUGUAGAACAUUCCCAACAGCAGGCAUCUCCCUUGAACAAAGUGAUGGAAGAACAGCUGGGUGUCCUUCAGCAGAUCAACAAUCGGUACAUCGAGAAGGAUGCAGCUGAAUCUAUCGAGGAGGACUGGAAGAAAGUGGCAGUUGUGAUGGACAGACUGUUCCUUGUCUUGUUCUUCGUUUCGUCCGUGGUUUGCACGAUGGCGAUCUUGCUGCAGUAUGUUGGUGAUAGAGGCUGAGUUUAGGACAAGCUACAACAUCAGUGAGUGAGUUGGGUUUAACGCCGGUUUUAACAGUAUUACAGUUAUAUCGCGGCGUGUCAGCUUAAU